Messenger RNA from Mycena indigotica, 939 nucleotides. RefSeq names its product B-(1-6) glucan synthase. Bases 1 to 939 code for a protein of 312 amino acids. The transcript has 12 exons. The record is from RefSeq and is a predicted model, not a curated record. NCBI's taxonomy places the organism in Eukaryota, Fungi, Basidiomycota, Agaricomycetes, Agaricales, Mycenaceae.
AUGCUGCUACCUUCAUUCCUGCGUCUAUCGCUCAUCCUUCUUUCAUCGAGGGUAUGGGCCUAUCCCGCCGGCAACGAGGAACGAGAUCUUGUCCCUACGCGGACAACAGAAGCCGUAGCUAGGGCCGCACCACCGAACUGCUUUCCAGCUUUAGGAUUCACCAUGCCUUCCAGCGUGCCGUCAAGUCUGACCAACUGGUGGUGUGAUCGCGCGACCGAAUACGCCUUUGUGGGAUUCAGCUAUGAAGUUACCGACUGCCAGAGUCUGUCUCAACUGCGGACGGAUUUCAAGAACAUCAGGAAUACUUUCAAAGGGCGGUAUAUCCGAAUGUAUGGCUUUUGUGACAAUGAUGGUUUCUACAACAACGUCGUUCAAGCUGCAUGGGAGGCUGGCAUUGGUGUUCAUGCAUUGAUUUGGUUUGGGUUCGACGGAACAGACGAGUGGAUCGGCCGCAGAGAUGCGCUCUUCGGAAUCCUCCAUUCUAAUCCCAAAGCCAAAUUCGUGACCCGAGUCCUGCAGUUCGGAAGUGAGCCGCUGUACGAUAAUGUCCUUUCUGCCUCUUCCCUCGCGGCACAAGUUACCGCCGCAAAGGCCAACCUGUCUAGUUUGCAGAUUCCUGUGACAAUUUCAGAGAUGGCAUACGGAUACCAAGAACGCUCCUCCUCCCAGAAGGUAAUGGACGCGAUAGAUUUGAUUGACGCGCACAUGUUACCGUUCUUCUCAACCGAAGCAUCCACUGUAGCAAACAACUCGUGGCCGAUUGUGCUCACGGACUUGGAUUGGUUUGUCGACAAUGGCGAAGGGAAGAAGAUAUAUUUGAGCGAGAAUGGUUGGCCGUCGGUGACGUCUUCGGGAGUUCAGCCCAACUCUCCGUCAGCGGUCGCGAAUGUGCAGAAUGAACACGUAGUUCUGAUCCCUACAGUAGUCAACGCGCUCUGA